CCCGCGGGAUCCCGGAGUCCGAGCCGGCCUGGGGCCGAGGCCGCCCGAGCCGCGCCGUGAGCGAACAUGGCAGCAGAAUGAGGAGGCUGGCGCCGGGUCGUGGCAGCCCGCGCCGCGCUGCAGUUCGAGAUCCGCGCCCGGCGCCCUCCGAGCCGCGUGCUUAGCCGGCCUCCUGGCGGCCGCUGGAUUAUUUCAUUCCGAGCCAAGGGCGGGCAAGAAAGGGGACCCCGCAGCCGCGCGGGUCGGUGCUCGGGCAGGCUGUAGAGGCUCGUGCGUGCGAGUCGCCGGCUGCGGAAACCACGCGGGAGAGAGCGGGUCGCCGGAGGCGCGGACGCGGGGAUGAGCCGGCCAUGGGGCGGCCGCGGCGGGGCUCGAGGAGCCGGCCGGCGCUGCGGCGGAGGUGCCGCCUGAGCCGGGGCUCCGCGGGGCUUCGGGGCCUCGGGCGCCCCGGGGGGGUCCCUGCCGCCGCCCCCGGGAGGGACGAGAGCCCCGGUUGGCGGACACUGCAGCAGACGCCGUACUGAGGCGCCCCGAGCCUGCUCCGCCCGCAGCUCGGUGCGCUCUCGGCACCCGGGCGCCUUGCCCGGGGCACGGGCGGCUGGCGCACCGCGGCGAGCCGGGCGCAGGACUGGCUAGAGGGGUGUGUGUGAGCGCGUUGGAUUGGAGAUCUGAGCUAAGGCAGAACCCGGCGGACCAGAGCAGCCAUGCUUCCCGGGGUGGGCGUGUUCGGCACCAGCCUCACGGCCCGUGUCAUCAUCCCGCUGCUGAAAGAUGAGGGCUUCGCGGUGAAGGCGCUGUGGGGCCGCACGCAAGAGGAAGCGGAGGAGCUGGCCAAGGAGAUGAGCGUCCCCUUCUACACCAGCCGCAUUGACGAGGUGCUGCUGCAUCAGGACGUGGACUUGGUGUGCAUCAACCUGCCGCCGCCCCUCACCAGGCAGAUCGCUGUCAAAACCCUGGGCAUCGGCAAGAACGUCAUCUGCGACCGCACGGCCACGCCGCUGGACGCCUUCCGCAUGAUGUCGGCCGCGCACUACUACCCCAAGCUCAUGAGCAUCAUGGGCAACGUGCUGCGUUUCCUGCCGGCCUUCGUGCGCAUGAAGCAGCUCAUCGAGGAGGGCUACGUGGGCGAGCUGCUGGUGUGCGAGGUGCAGGUGCACAGCGGCAGCCUGCUGGGCAAGAAGUACAACUGGAGCUGCGACGACCUGAUGGGCGGCGGCGGCCUGCACUCGGUGGGCACCUACAUCAUCGACCUGCUCACCUUCCUCACCGGCCAGAAGGCCGUCAAGGUCCACGGCCUGCUCAAGACCUUCGUGAAGCAGACCGACCACAUCAAGGGCAUCCGCCAGAUCACCAGCGACGACUUCUGCACCUUCCAGAUGGUGCUGGAGGGCGGCGUGUGCUGCACCGUCACCCUCAACUUCAACGUGCCCGGCGAGUUCAAGCAGGACGUGACCGUGGUGGGCUCGGCCGGGCGCCUGCUGGCGGCGGGCACGGACCUGUACGGGCAGCGCAACAGCGCGGCGGAGCAGGAGCUGCUGCUGCAGGACGCCACGCCCGUCAGCAACUCCCUGCUGCCCGAGAAGGCCUUCAGCGACAUCCCGGCGCCCUACCUGCGCGGCACCAUCAAGAUGAUGCAGGCCGUGCGCCAGGCCUUCCAGGACCAGGACGACCGGCGCACGUGGGACGGGCGGCCGCUCACCAUGGCCGCCACCUUCGAUGACUGCCUGUACGCCCUGUGCGUGGUGGACACCAUCAAGCGGUCCAGCCAGACGGGCGAGUGGCAGAACAUUGCCAUCAUGACCGAGGAGCCCGAGCUGAGCCCCGCCUACCUGAUCAGCGAGGCCAUGCGCCGCAGCCGGAUGUCCCUGUACUGUUAGCCCAGGACUGGGGACCUAGGCGGACGCAGGUCUUGGGCGUGGAGCCCGGAGUGGAGGAAGGAAGGCGAGGGGCGGGGGCAGAGGCGGCCUCGAGGAGUGCAGGGCGGGAAGGUGGCGGGGGUCAGUGUGAGUAAGUGGCAUUGUGGGGGGGUGAACCCCCAGCCCGGGUGAGGGACACCGAAGAAGACUGAUGGCGGGCCGAGCCAAUAGUGGCCGGCAGUAUUAAGGGCGUGGGGUGUGGGGGCUGCUAUUCCUGACAUCAUGCCUGCCGGGUCUUCGCAUAAAGGGGGAGGAGGCUUAGCAGCUUCCGUUGCCCUUGACCAUGAGAAGCAGAGAGGGGGUGCUUUCCUCGUCUGCUCAUCCACCCCUUCACUUUGGAGAGCCACAUGCUCCUGCCAUCCAGUGGCAAGGUCAGCCCCAGCGGGCUUCCAACCCCCCCCCCCCCAAACCCCAUCUGUCUGCAGAAGCCUGUUAGUCUGGGGAGAAGUAGAGGUGCAGCAGGCUAAUGAGAACGUUCAAAUUCCAGGAAGCCACUUAAAAUGUCUGGAGGAAAGAGCACUUGGUAGCAAAGCCAACAAUGAUCUUGAUUGAUUGGUGUUGUUCAUAGGAAGCAGAAGGGAGUGUCUUCCUAAUUGGUUCAUUGCCAUUGGCCUGGCCUGAGAUGGGGUAAGGGAGGGCCAGCAACAGCAAGUGAGCCAGAAGGAGAGCACCAGAGCACACAGGGCCUGGAGACAGAGGAGGCAGAGAAUACAACAGCCCUGUGGGUUUGUCAACAAUUAGAAAAUUGCAAGGAGCCACCUUAUACCGCUACUUUGGCUAUGGUGGAACUGAGUGUAGGGGGAUAUGCUACUGAAAUGUCCUUCCACGGGGCUCUCUGGCAGGGUCAAAGGCACGGCAGGAGUGGGUUUGACCACAGACUCCCAUCCUGGGGCCUCUGGGGUUGCAGUGGGUUCACCCAGCUUUGUGGAUUCAAAAGGGAAGACUUCAGUUCCACGCAGAUAAUAAUCUUCUUCCCUGGGUUGGAAAAUAGUCAAGGCUAUUUUCCUUAGCUUUGACCUUUGCUUUCAAGAUGCUGACACUUGCAAGUUUUUGAAUCGGUAUUAAAAAAAGACCAACCAGGAACAUAAUGCUCAGUGUUUCUAAAACGGGGUUUUAGAGCCCUCAAGGGUGUAUCUUCAGGUAGGACUGUGAAGGUUCAUGUUGGAAAAGAAAAUGUAUUCUUCCUUUCCUUGGUCUCUGUUUCUCUCUCAUCUUGUUACUCUCUGCUUCCAGAGCUUUUACUGGAAAUGGUAGAUGGCUUGGAGUGGGUAGUCCCAAAGGGAACAACUGAAGUUACAUAGACACACGCACACAGACACACGCACACACACUCACCACCACCACCAAAUGUCACUGAAACCGUGCUUAAAAAUUCAGACCUUUCUCGAAAGAAACACCCCACGGGGGAGUCAUCUUAUCUUAAUUUUUCAUCCCCCGUUGGACACUUGUCAGGCUUGGAUGCGGAGACCAUUACUUGCAAAUCUACGUGGCUUUUGUUUACAGGUCUAAGAAAUCCAACAGUUGUCUCUGGCACAGAGCUGAGGUGUAGACAUCUCUUCAGAGGACUGGUGGUAGAACUGGAAGGGAAUUUAAGGGGCCGUGAGGACCCUCCACUCCCAUCCCAGGCUCCAAGGAGGCAGAAUCUGAAAAUGAACAGAGUAGUCCCUUGUAUCCUCUGUCCUCCUCCCAGGGUCUAUACACUAUAUCACCCCGGCUGCCCGUGAGUGCAGGGUGGGCGUGUCCAAAUGUGUUGGUCAUUUUCCAGCACAGAGGAGGAAGGAUUGCCUUCCUGGAAGGAGUUACCCUGCUUCCGGGGCCCAACUGCAACCUGGCUGGGUUAGUCAGCUGACACUCUCUGGGGUACAUGGCGGUCCUUGACAUCACAACUUUGUGAUGAGCAUGCCAGCUUUUGCAGCUGUCAGUUCAAAGCUAGAGAUUUAGUAGAACAAACGAGUCCCAGUAAUAGUUUGAGCAGAGGGCCGUGUGGUAGACUGUUGGAGUUCAAGUUCUCCUAAAUCGCCCUCUGGAUAAAUAACUUUUGUAGGCACUGAGUGGAAA
Molecule: messenger RNA, 3974 nt
Organism: Lutra lutra (Eurasian river otter)
Lineage: Eukaryota; Metazoa; Chordata; Mammalia; Carnivora; Mustelidae
Gene: GFOD1
Product: glucose-fructose oxidoreductase domain containing 1
Exons: 2
Coding region: 705-1877 (390 amino acids)
Molecular function (GO): nucleotide binding
Source: RefSeq, a predicted model, not a curated record